AGGCGCCCGGAGCGGGGGGGCGUGGACGGCGGGCACCGGGGGGCGUCGGACGGCAAGACGCCCCUGAGCGCCAAGCUGGAGGUGAUCAAGAAGGACCAGAGCAGGAAGAGCCAGAGCUACAAGCUGGAGCUGGUGUCUGGAGGACUCGACACAGACAUGCACAACCUCUCCCUGGAGAACAAGAGGGAGUCCGAGUAUGGCCCUUGUCGCAGAGAGAUGGAAAGUACCUUGAACAGUCUGAAAAUCUCCAACGUGCUCAAUCCAAGAGGUUUCCGCAUUCCCAACUGUGACAAGAAAGGCUUCUACAAGAAAAAACAGUGCCGUCCAUCCAAGGGCAGGAAGAGGGUCUGCUGGUGCGUGGACAAGUAUGGACAGUCGCUCCCCGUCUACGACGGCAAGGAUAAGGGAGAGGCCCUGUGCUACAACCUGGAGAGUCAAUGAAAGGAGCAGAGAGCGAGAAAGGGUGAAGAGAGAGGGAGAGAGAGAAAGAGAGAGAGAGAGUG
Molecule: messenger RNA, 503 nt
Organism: Osmerus eperlanus (European smelt)
Lineage: Eukaryota; Metazoa; Chordata; Actinopteri; Osmeriformes; Osmeridae
Product: insulin-like growth factor-binding protein 3
Biological process (GO): regulation of insulin-like growth factor receptor signaling pathway
Cellular component (GO): extracellular region
Molecular function (GO): insulin-like growth factor I binding; fibronectin binding; insulin-like growth factor II binding
Source: RefSeq, a predicted model, not a curated record